AUAUGACUACGUGAAUAUUUCUUCGGCUGGAGAUAACAUUGCGAACAAAACUUCAAGUUGGUUUUUAGUUGAAUUUGAUAAUAUUACGUGUUGGUUUACUUGAGACGACAGAUUAAGUGCGUUUUGUGUUAUAAUCUUUCAAUUAAAUCAAAGAUUUGAGGAUCAGAAAACUUAACGGUCAACACAAUGGCGACUCUUUCACAGUCCACCAUAGAAAAAGGAUCUGACAUGGUCCAAGACUUUUUGUGUUCGACUUGCGAAGACAAAAAGCUGGAGAAAUGGGCUGAUUAUUAUUGCGAAUCUUGCGUGAAGUUUUACUGCCAAGAAUGUAUUUACAUGCACGACAAGUUGUUUACGAAACAUUCUCCCAAGGGAAGAAGAUAUAUAAGGAAAUGGCCACUUUCCAACAAGGUGGAGGAUUUUAUUCUUAAAUGUGAUGUUCAUAAAGAAGAAAACCUGUCAAUGUUUUGCGAAGACCAUCGCCAGCUAUGCUGCAGAAAUUGUGCCAUUCUACAUCACCGAUUAUGCAAAAAGGUCAUCAGACAAGGUAAAAAAUACCUUCAUGGACCUCGAACAAGUAUCAAAUACUAUCCAAAUCACUCUGGCAGAACUAAAUGAGCUUCGAGAAAAUCAGGAGGCUAGCAUUCAGUUUGUGCAAUGUUCAUUCGAGGAGCAGUUACACAAGAUACAGGAAUCUCGCGAAAAAAUAAUUGCAGCCUUAAACAUUCUUGAAAUAAAGACACUUACGGAAAUGAAAGAUACGCUGACGAAACUGCAAGCGUCUCUAAAAAGCGAUGUCGACAAAUGUGCCACUUUUGAAGAUGAAUUAAAACAAUUUCGAGACGCCAUAGAGGAAAUUCGCGAUAAAGACAAACAUGAACUAUCUCAUAUAGCGAACAUUAAAUGCAAGAACAAAAUACAACUGAUUGAACAAUACCGGAGGGAAAACUUUGUUCAAGUAAAAUCCUCUAUAACGUUUCUGCCUAAUAGUGAGAUUGAGAAGUUCCUUUCCAAUUUGUCUGGUCUUGGGAAGAUUGAACACAUAGCCCAGCCAUUGGCAGUUCGAGGAAAUCCUGAUCAAAUAAUACGGAUGGAGGGGCAUUCCGAGUAUGUUAUAAGCAUGGAAGGUGAUUCAGAUAAAGAGUGGUUUUGCAGUAUCAGAGACAUAUGUGUUCUCCCUAGUGGACAGGUCCUCCUUGCAGAUGAAGACUAUAACAAUGUCAAGCUGCUGAAUGAGCAUUACCAGAUGGUGACUCGCUAUAGACUAUCUGGUCCGCCAUGGGGCUUGUGUCAGAUCACAUCCAGUAAGGUUGGUGUUUCUGUUGGCUCAGAGGUUCAGUUUAUUAAAGUCAAAAACAACCGGCUGGAGGCAGGAAGAAAGAUUCGGUUAAAACAUCAAUGUAGAGGUAUUGCCCACCACCAAGGAGACCUGUUUGUUACCUCUGGCUCUGCGCUGUACAAGUACUCAUUGAGUGUUGGUUGCUGUGCAGUGAGCCCGACUGGUGACAAGUUGUACAUCAUCAGCUAUUCCGAUCACAGUCUUCUCACCCUAGCCAUGGAUGGAUCAGUCCUUGCCUCAUUCAUGGACCCUGAGCUUCAAUAUCCGGGGGCUUUAGAUGUUACACCUGCAGGCCAGGUUCUGGUAUGUGGGUCCGAAUCUAUCCUGCAGGUGGACAGUAAGGGAAGUAGGAAGCUGGAAACUCUGACUAAACCCCCAUACUCAGUCCGCUGCAACCCCAACGUUACACCAUGCCCAUACUCAGUCUGCUACAACAGCAACACUGGCUCAAUUAUUGCGGGGAUGUAUCGUAUCGACAAGAUCCUUGUGUACAAAAGCCGCACAUUGCCCUAGUGGUCGGAAACACGGACAAAGUGGGACGCGUCGAAAUCUACCACAGAGACGAAUAGGGGACCAUUCCACGGAAUAUUGACCAUAUCGAAGCAUCGUACAUCUUCCGGAAAAUGGGAUAUUUCGGCGGGGUUACAGUCGGAAGUGAUUCCUUCGGUUGCGGCUCAGGUGCAUUCUGGGACCUGAACGUGACCUGUUUGCGCACACGCUGGUGUGAUUCGGUCAGUCACGCGACAGAUCCCCCCGCGUACAGUCACGAAAUGGACGCCGGAGUUAUGUGUGAUCACAUGAUUCGGCUUACGAAGAGCAAUGAAGAGGACGAAACGGAACUGUCCCGGAAGUCUGGUAGUUUGAAAAUCUAUCUUAAAAACAACUGGCUACAAAUCUGCUUCAAAAACUGGGGUCGCGUAGAAACGGAAGUCGUUUGCAAGCAGCUCGGUUUUCGAGAGGGCGCUGCGAGUUUGAAAGGACGAAACGCUGAUGGACUCUUAUUGGUUGACCAACGUCACGUGCACCAGAAGUGAAAACAGACUCGACGCAUGCGCAUUUGAUGGAUUUAAAUUAAAUGGCUGCCCAUCUUCCGAAUAUGUGUCAGUGCUCUGUUUUUAAGUCUUCAUUGUUGUGCGUGUAUUUUACAGUAUUAAGAAACACUAUACAGCAUUAUAUGUUUUAAAUACGUAAAUUCAAUACUGCAAAAAGCGUCCGAUUAAAACAAUGUGCGUGGUAUCCUUUUUGGACACAAAGAAAUCAUUAUACUUUACAAUGUAUACAUAUUUAUGUUAAUCAUGUUAUGUCCUUUAAUUGUUUCAAACGCAUUUAAAGGGGCCUUUUCACAGAUUUUGGCAUGUUUUAACUAAUUCAUUAAAUGCUUUAUAUUGAUAAAUGUAAACAUUGGAUCGUAAAAGCUCCAGUAAAAAAUCAAGAAUAAAAUUAAAAAAAGGAAAAGAACAUUGCCCGGAGCAGGUUUCGAACCUGUGACCCCUGGAGUCCUGCCAGAGUCCUGAAGUAAAAACGCUUUAGCCUACUGAGCUAUUCCGCCGAGUACACAUACUUGACGUAUUUUAUACCUUAUAUAGGCAAUCUUCGU
Molecule: messenger RNA, 2936 nt
Organism: Dreissena polymorpha
Lineage: Eukaryota; Metazoa; Mollusca; Bivalvia; Myida; Dreissenidae
Exons: 6
Coding region: 437-1852 (471 amino acids)
Source: RefSeq, a predicted model, not a curated record